Molecule: messenger RNA, 408 nt
Organism: Spirodela intermedia
Lineage: Eukaryota; Viridiplantae; Streptophyta; Magnoliopsida; Alismatales; Araceae
Source: the annotation of a GenBank genome assembly
AUGGACGUAUCAAAGCUACGCGUACCCACGGUGGUCCUCUGCGCGGCCAUGGCGGGGCUGAUGCUGUUGCUCGUAGCCACCGCUGAAACGGGGCCGUUCGAAGGCUGCAAGGGCGGGAUGGCGCUGGUCAACAAGUGCCAGGAUUACGUGAAGAAGGGAGCCGCCAAGGCAGAGCCGUCCAAGGAGUGCUGCGACGCCAUCAAGGGUGCCGACCUGCCCUGCCUCUGCAAGUACUUGACGCCCGACGUUGCCAGUCUCAUCGACCUUAAGUUGGUCUGCAACGUCGCUGAUCACUGCGGAGUGGCGAUGCCGGCCCCGGGUACCAAGUGCGGAAGUAAGUCGUUUGAACCGGGGAGAAAACUCUCCGGAUUAAUCUUUCUAUCUUUCUCCCUCUACACUGUCCAUUAA